Molecule: messenger RNA, 1781 nt
Organism: Sodiomyces alkalinus F11
Lineage: Eukaryota; Fungi; Ascomycota; Sordariomycetes; Glomerellales; Plectosphaerellaceae
Product: NRS/ER
Exons: 2
Coding region: 385-1326 (313 amino acids)
Biological process (GO): S-adenosylmethionine biosynthetic process
Cellular component (GO): methionine adenosyltransferase complex
Molecular function (GO): methionine adenosyltransferase regulator activity
Source: RefSeq, a predicted model, not a curated record
ACCUUCGUACACGAGCACACAUCAUCCAGAGUACAUCGGACUCUACCCGACUUUAAAAUGGACGUCCUUCCCCAUCCCCGUCCUUUUCACAUCUCACGUCCAAAGCGCCCAAACACGCCAGCUGCCUGUGACCCGCUGCCGACCGCUGUCCCAAACGCCAUUCGUUGUACUGCGACCUUCGAGCUCACCGCCUUCUACCCCUCUCGGGUGUAUGAUAAAAACGAUUGAGACCUGAAGAGUCCUCGGGCCGGCCGUUCGUGUCUGUCUUGCUACACGUCUCCCUAGGUCCCAUUCCAGACUCGAAACGACUCCUGGUAGUCCAAGAUCUCGACAUCACCUCAGCCCGUCUUAUUCACACACACUUUCCGUCUUUGCACACUCACCAUGGCUCUCACCAACGGCUCCACAAACGGCGCCUCGAACGGCGAUGCCAGCAGUGCCACCAACAGCAUAUCAAACCCGCGCUUCCUCAUCUGGGGAGGUGAAGGCUGGGUUGCCGGUCACCUCAAGGCCUACCUCGAAAGCCAGGGCAAGGAUGUCCACGUCACCACCAUCCGCAUGGAGAAUCGCGAGGCCGUGCUGGCCGAGCUGGACCGCGUCAAGCCCACCCACGUCCUCAACGCUGCCGGCAUUACAGGCCGUCCGAACGUGGACUGGUGUGAGGACAACAAGGAGACCACCAUUCGCUCGAACGUCAUCGGUACCCUCAAUCUGACAGACGCCUGCUUUCUCCGCGGUGUACAUUGUACCGUCUUCGCGACGGGGUGCAUCUAUCAGUACGACGAGGCCCAUCCCAUCGGCGGGCCGGGUUUCAUAGAAACAGACCCCCCCAACUUCAAAGGAAGCUUCUAUUCAACCACCAAGGGGCAUGCCGAGGCCAUCAUGAAAAAUUACAGUAACUGUCUCAUUCUCAGACUCCGCAUGCCCGUCAGCGACGACUUGCAUCCGAGGAAUUUCGUCACCAAGAUCUCCAAGUACGAGCAUGUGGUCGACAUUCCCAACAGCAACACCGUGCUGCACGACCUGCUACCGGCGUCCAUCUUGCUGGCCGAGCACAACGAGACAGGCAUCUACAACUUUACCAACCCUGGCGCCAUCUCACACAACGAAGUGCUCACCUUGUUCAAGAACAUCCUACAACCGGAUUUUACGUGGAAGAACUUUACGCUGGAAGAGCAGGCCAAUGUCAUCAAGGCUGGCCGCAGCAACUGCGAGCUUGACACCACCAAGCUGACCAAGAAGCUCAAGGAUUACGGCUAUGAGGUGCCUGAGAUUCAUGAGGCCUAUCGGGCCUGUUUUGAGCGGAUGAAGGCUGCCGGUAUUUAGUGAAAAGACCGGAGAGGGUUCAAGCAUACACACAGAGAGAGCAAGCGUUUGUCUUCGAGGAUCAUCAUCUGUUGUCCGGUGGGUAAUGAAGAAUGGAGUAUGGGGAAGCGGUGAAUUGCAUUUCAAUUACAGUUCGAAAGGGCGUUAUAAUGCGGACAUUUCCACGACCAGUCAGAGCGGCUGGAGUGCGUAUGGCUUUACAAACCUUAACGGCGGGUUUUUCCUUUUCUUUUUUACUGGGAAAGCAUAGCAGACAGAUUGCAGGAAGGGGCAUGUGGAUGACGGGCAUCACAGUUCCGCGGCGCUCCGGCAUGUCAUAUCCACAGAUAUCGUUACCUAGAUCCCAUAUACACAACAAGCCAGCUAUACGGAGGAAGAACGAAACGCAUCACGCGCAUGAUAUAUUUAUAUAUAGCUCCAUCUCGUCUAUCGAGAGUCGCGCUGUAUAUCCAAUC